GCUUUGUAAAACUGUCAAGUCAAAAAGUAUAUAUUAAACAGAAGACAAAUAUCCCUAAUUUUCUAAUUUUGUACUUGUGUUAUGGUCAAGUAAAUAGAAUUAAAAGAAAUAAUUUAUUGUAAUUAGUAUUAAAUUAUCAAAAAUGACUACCGAGGAACAAACUAAUCAAGAAGUAACAACCGAAGAUAUAAAAAUAGCUGAAAAGUACAAGUCGGAUGCUAAUGAAUCCUUUAAAAAACAAGAUUUCAAUAAUGCAAUAGAACUAUAUACCAAAGCAAUCGAAAAGAAUCCUACUGUAGCUGUUUAUUAUGCAAACAGGAGUAUCGCAUAUCUGAAAACAGAAUGUUUUGGUUAUGCUUUAACAGAUGCUUCAAAAGCAAUAGAACUAGAUAAGUCAUAUGUUAAAGGUUAUUACCGUAGAGCUGCCGCUCAUAUGUCAUUAGGAAAGUUCAAAGAAGCCCUUAAAGACUAUGAAUAUGUUACUAAAGUAAGGCCAAAUGAUAAAGAUGCUAAAAUGAAGUAUACUGAAUGCAACAAAGUGGUUAAAAAACUAGCGUUUGAACGGGCGAUAGCUGUAGAUGACAAUAAGAAAAAUAUAGCCGAUUCAAUAAAUCUAGAUGCAAUGACUAUAGAAAAUGAAUAUACGGGGCCUGAAUUAGAAGAUGGUAAAGUCACACUUCAAUUUAUGAAAGAUUUAAUGGAACUUUAUAAAAAACAAGGAAAACUCCACCGAAAAUAUGCCUAUAAGAUAUUAUUAGAUAUAAAAGCGUAUUUCAUGAAGCAACCCACACUAGUUGAUGUACCAAUUGAAGACGACGCCAAAUUUACAGUCUGCGGAGACAUACACGGUCAAUUUUACGAUCUCAUGAACAUAUUUGAAUUGAAUGGUCUUCCGUCCGAAACGAAUCCAUAUUUAUUUAAUGGAGAUUUUGUGGAUAGGGGAUCCUUUUCAGUUGAAUGUAUUUUUACUUUAUUUGGAUUUAAAUUGUUGUAUCCUAAUCAUUUCUUCAUGUCUCGAGGGAACCACGAGAGUGCUACAAUGAAUCAGGUGUAUGGUUUCGAUGGAGAAGUUAAGUCGAAAUACACUGCUCAAAUGGCUGAUUUAUUUACAGAAGUAUAUAAUUGGCUUCCGUUAGCUCACUGCCUAAAUAAGAGAGUGCUGGUAAUGCACGGAGGUCUUUUUACCAGAGACGACGUUACAUUAGACGAAAUUAGAAAAAUUGAUAGGAAUAGACAACCUCCCGAAGAAGGACCUAUGUGUGAAUUAUUAUGGUCAGAUCCUCAACCCCAACCUGGUAGAGCACCUAGUAAAAGAGGUGUAGGUUGUCAAUUCGGACCUGAUGUUACAAAGACAUUCCUAGACUUGAAUAAACUCGAUUAUAUUAUUAGAAGUCAUGAAGUCAAAAAUGAUGGUUACGAGGUUGCUCAUAAUGGAUUGUGCAUAACAGUUUUCUCAGCUCCUAACUAUUGUGAUACUAUGGGUAAUAAAGGUGCAUUUAUUACUUUAAUGGGAAAAUCUAUGAAGCCCAUUUAUACUACUUAUGAAGCUGUGCCCCAUCCUAACGUUAAACCGAUGGCGUUUGCAAACUCUUUGUUGAAUCUUAUGUGCUAGUACCUGCCUUUUGUAGUAGAAUUGUUAGGUUACGUUUUAUUUUAGUAAUUUCCUUGAUUAAGUUAAUGACCAAACUGAUAUACGUUUUAUUAAUAAAUAAUCGCUUUCAAUCACCUACAAUCGGAUGUUUCGUCGAAAUCAUUAAAAUAUAUAUCAUGCAGGGUAUUCUGUUUUUAUGUAUUUGAAGUAUUAUGUAAGUUUCGGUCGCCUUUCAUUUCAUAGUUAAAAAAAGCAAAGUUUCCAAAAGAAUUUUCAUAUACAUAGCUCCACUACUCCCAAAAAACAACUUUUCAACUUCUCGUGAGACAAUAAUAUUUAUAAAUUAUUUAUUGAUAAAAGAAAUUGAAUUGUUUAUAUACAGUGCUUUUCAGAUAAAAGUAUCCACCUUUAAUAACUUUUGUAAUACUGGUAUUUAGAAAAAAUCCAAAAACACGUCAAUUUAUGUUGGAAGGGGCAAGCAUUAUGGCUUAUUUAAACUUACUGGAAAAGCCACCCCCUCACCCCUAGCAGCAUCCCCUUUAUUUUUUUAAAUUACUUGUCAUAUUUUUUAUGUAAAAUUUGGAUACUCCUCUUUGAGCUGAUUUCAAAAAUGUAUAAUACUUGUAGUUUAAAGUGGUUAGUUUCUGAGAUAAACAAUUUUUCUUUUAAGAGCACAAAUUUUACUUAUUUACUUUCACCUUAUUUGCCUGUACUAAAAUGGGUUGUACAACAUUUCAAACUCUUUAAUCUUUUUAACUGUGCUAUUUAUUAUGAAGUUACAAUAAGUGUUCAAAAUGAGUAACAUUCACUUCCAUACAAUGGUAUAAUCUAUUUUGAAAUGCCUCUCUGACGUUGCUUAAUACGGCUGGAUUUAAUUGUCGACAUUUAUUUUCUAUCCUCUCUCGUAAAUCAUCCAGAGAUUCUGGUUGGGUAGCAUAAACUUUUGUUUUUAAAUA
Messenger RNA from Diorhabda sublineata, 2547 nucleotides. It is a transcript of the gene PpD3, whose product is annotated as serine/threonine-protein phosphatase 5. Bases 143 to 1612 code for a protein of 489 amino acids. The record is from RefSeq and is a predicted model, not a curated record. NCBI's taxonomy places the organism in Eukaryota, Metazoa, Arthropoda, Insecta, Coleoptera, Chrysomelidae. The transcript has 9 exons. Gene Ontology annotation, molecular function: protein binding; protein serine/threonine phosphatase activity. Gene Ontology annotation, cellular component: cytosol; nucleus.